Tremella mesenterica DSM 1558 is the source of this 2348-nucleotide messenger RNA. RefSeq lists its product as uncharacterized. The record is from RefSeq and is a predicted model, not a curated record. NCBI's taxonomy places the organism in Eukaryota, Fungi, Basidiomycota, Tremellomycetes, Tremellales, Tremellaceae. Gene Ontology annotation, molecular function: protein binding. The transcript has 5 exons. Bases 399 to 2348 code for a protein of 649 amino acids.
ACUCUGCCUACCUCACAUACCCUUCCAUCUCUCGUAAAGGGUGUAAAAAUCACCGUGUCACCACUGUGGCGUGACAGCGCGAGCGAGGGAAGAGUGCUCAAAGGGGUGUAAAGUCAAGUAUAGACGUUGAGGGAUCGGUCCGUUCCGUGUGGUCAGUUGAGCGUCAAGUGGUGUUCACAUCCAAGAGCAUCCAAAGAGUUCAUACAAUCUAGUCUUAAAUCCACUACGUAUAUCACUGUUAUCUUAUUCCUUCUCCAUCCACCCCUUAUCACAACCCUAUCUCGACCAUUCGCACUCUCGACCAUUCACAAUCCUACCCGAACCCAUCCUUUCAUAUCCCCUUCCGACGCUUUACUACUCCUUCAACCCAUUGUCCACAUUUGUACAAUUUCAUCAUCAUGGACACAUCUACUUAUUCUUUCACUUCUCCCAACGAACCAAAAUCUCUUCCUAGAACUUCGACCCCUUACAAAUCUCAUCCACAACCUGGAGGUGGAGGUGGAGCUUGGUAUACCCGAUUGAUAUCACCUUUGACCGACACGCGUCAAUCUGAUACUUCUCCCUUAUCCACACCACGUUUAUCUCCAGCUCAACUACCUAUGCAAGAACAAUUCCCUCAUCCUCCUGAAAUGCCGACUCCAAAACAACCGGAUGGAGACUCGAACCAAGGAUUUUCAACCGCCUUACUCAUCUUUAUUCCAAUCAUGGUCGUCGUUUUGACCGUCCUUCUGGGAUUGAUUGUCUUUCUAGUGGCCGUGUUGUUUAUGCGGAAACGUAGAGGUAUAAGAUUGACUGAAGAUGGUGGACCUUUAGAUCUAUCAAAAAGUGAUGGUGUUAUAGGUGAAGGUGGAGUUGAUGGAGUUGAAGCUAGAUGGUUGGAAAAUGUUGAACCUGAUGUUAGAGAAGCAUAUAACAGAGCGAAAGAUUGGCAAGCACAAUAUCCACCUGCUUCAAUACCUACCGAUAUCACCCUUUCACAAUUUCUAUCAAUACAAGAGAAAGGUGUAUCAGCCUGGUCUUUCGAACCUGAUUACGAAGAAAAUCUUUCCCUUUACGUUCAAAGUCGUACGGAAAUAACCUUUUUAGCCGACGGACCAGGUAUGGCCGCACGUGAAGGUGGUGGGAAUUCAGUCAUGGCUAAUUUACCUUUACCGAAAUUGAACGAAGUUUAUUAUUGGGAAGUCAAAAUGUACGAAAAACCCGUUUCCACAGAAGUUUCCAUCGGAUUAGCUACGAAACCAUAUCCUUCAUUCAGAUUACCAGGAUGGAAUAAAUAUUCAGUUGCUUAUUUCGCUUCUGAUGGUUUCAAAUCACACAAUUAUCCAUUCACAGCUUCUUCCCAUGGACCACCUCUAGCGGAAGGUGACGUACUCGGUGUGGGAUAUAAACCUCGUACAGGAACAGUUUUCUUCACUCGUAAUGGAAGAAAAAUGGACGAUGCUUAUUGCGGAUUACAACGAUUAAAUCUUUUUCCUACUAUCGGUGCGAAUGGUCCUUGUACCGUUCAUGUCAACCUUGGUCAAGCUGGUUUUGUAUUCAUUGAAGCGAAUGUUAAGAAAUGGGGAUUAGCACCAAUGACAGGUACAUUGGCUCCACCUCCGGCAUACGGGAGUGAAAGAGGUAGUAUAUUAUUAGAUGCUGGUUAUGGUACACCUCAUGCUAAUCAAGCUCCGACAAAUCUAGGUGGUGUAGGAGCUUUAUUAGAAGCUGCAAGAGCUAGAGCAAAUGUUCAAUUCGGUUCAUCUAUAGGAUCAUCUCAACAUGUUUCAUCUCCAGGAGGUUCUAUUCAUUCUUCUCGUCGUCAACGUUCUAUCAAAACUGUUAAACCCGGUUCAGUUCCAGUCAAUCCAUCACCAUUACGUGCCAGAAACACUUAUGUUUCUCCAACGGAUACACCACAUAUAUCGACCCGUAUUCCAUCACCGGACGCAUUGGAAUAUGUUGAUUCGGAAUCAGAAACGGAUGAUUCGGUUAGAGGAUACGAUACGACAUCUUCUCAUGAAACACAAUCACCUAUCAUGCCACCUAAUCCUCCAACACCCAAUUUAUUGGAUAUUUCAAUGCAUUCUCUCAACCCUAGAAAUUCGAGACAACAUUAUUUCGGUGGGAGAGGAACGGGCGAGGAAGUGGUGGAAGAUGGUGAAGAAGAGGAAGAUGAAAGUGGGGAAAGUGAUGAAACUGCUAGACCUCCGAGAUUGACUAUGGCCGUGUCGUCGGGUAGACAAGGUAGUCCACCUCCUCCGGGAUAUGCACCAUUGGAUCCUAAUGUUUAUUCCGGUGGUCUUCCAGCCGAUUUACCAGAAGAAAUGAUUCAUCAAGCCAUAGCAGCCAUGGGAGGGGAUGAGUGA